AUGGAGGACAAGAACACAACGCCUUCAGGGACUGGUCACAGCGAGCUCAUAGUUGAAGAGGCCAUGGCCGCCACUUUGUACACUGGGCCCAUGUACGAGAAGUACAAUCUGGUGUUCCGUGCCAAGACGGGCGCACCUUGUCUCAAGGAGCGCCUCGACCAUAUUUCCACGCUGCACGGCAUAAGCUCUUUCAUCGUGAAUAUGUCCAAGAUCACAUCGGCCAGCACCCUCUGGCGCGGGUCCACGAAGGUGCACUUACCGGAGAGCCUCACGAAAAAGGAUAAGUGGAACUUACGAGGCGGCAUCGAAUUCGGCAUCACGUCGAUGACGCAGGAUCGCGCUCAGGCGGUGCACUACGCUGAAGGUGCGGCCUCGACAGCGUUCCAGGCUCGCCAAGGCCUAGUUGACCGAGGGGCAGAGAUGAAGUGGAUCAGCCAGUAUCCGCACGAGGCGGAGAUCCUCUUCUCUCCCCUGCUCGGCCUGGAGAUGAUCGGCACCUCGGUCGACCACGGCGCGGCGCUGGUGGAGCUGCGCUUGGGCCUGAACCUGACGGCGGAGACGCUGGACCAGAUCACGUCGAAGCGCCAUGCUCUGAUGAAGGACGCCGCAACGAAUGGAGAGUUGGAGAUCUUGGCCGCCGCGAGAGAUCAGCGGAGCUUGGGCAACUUCGCCGCCCUGGCCAGCGCCGCUUGGAAGGGCUACCCGCUGAAGCACGACGCCCAAUGGUACAACAACGACGGUCACAUCUUGGACUGCAUUAAGGAGCUGACGACGAUCAAACAGGAAGCCCAGAAACUGGCGGACCUACGGGGCGAGAAGCUAAUGCAGGCCCUCGGCGCAUUCACGGCGGGGCGCCCCGCCCGCCGCGAGUCGACGUCAAAGCUGGACCUCGGAGGCCGAGAAGACGUCGAGAAGUUGCCCGAGGACCUCUUCGGCUUAACGCAGCUACAGACGCUGGACCUGCGCUACUGCCCAGCCCUGCAGGCCCUGCCCGAGAGCCUGGGCCAGCUCUCAGCGCUGCAGACGCUGGACCUGGGCUUCUGCCAGGCCCUGCAGGCCCUGCCCGAGAGCCUGGGCCAGCUCGUCGAUGCAAACGCUGGACGUGACCGAAUGUCAGGCCCUGCAUGCCCUGCCCGAGAGCCUGGGCCAGCUCUCGGCGCUGCAGACGCUGGACCUCGACGAACGCGGCCCGAGAGCCUGGGCCAGUUCUCGGCGCUGCAGCCGCUGGACCUGAGCGAAUGCGCGGCCCUGCAGGCACUUCCCGAGGACUUGGGCCAGCUCUCGGCGCUGCAGAAGCUGUACCUGAGCUACUGCUGGGCCCUGCAGGCCCUGCCCGAGAGCCUGGGCCAGCUCUCGGCGCUGCAGACGCUGGAUCUGCGCUACUGCCCGGCCCUGCAGGCCCUGCCCGAGAGCCCGAGCCAGCUCUCGGCGCUGCAGACGCUGGACCUGCGCAGCUGCCAGGCCCUGCAUGCCCUGCCCGAGAGCCUGGGCCAGCUCUCGGCGCUGCAGAUGCUGGCCCUUCCCGAAAACCUGGGCCAGUUCUCGGCGCUGCAGUGGCUGGGCCUGGGCGGCUGCCAGGCCCUGCAGGCCCUGCUCGAGAGCCUGGGCCAGCUCUCGGCGCUGCAGACGCUGUGCCUGGACGAAUGCGUGGCCCUACAGGCCCUGCCCGAGAGCCUGGGCCAGCUCUCGGCGCUGCAGAAGCUGUACCUGAGCGAAUGCGUGGCCCCGCAGGCCCUGCCCGAGAGCCUGAGCCAGCACUCGGCGCUGCGAGUCCUGAG
Prorocentrum cordatum is the source of this 1778-nucleotide messenger RNA. The record is from the annotation of a GenBank genome assembly. Lineage: Eukaryota; Dinophyceae; Prorocentrales; Prorocentraceae.